Molecule: messenger RNA, 2088 nt
Organism: Aquila chrysaetos chrysaetos
Lineage: Eukaryota; Metazoa; Chordata; Aves; Accipitriformes; Accipitridae
Product: ankyrin repeat domain-containing protein 30A-like
Exons: 18
Coding region: 214-2088 (624 amino acids)
Molecular function (GO): protein binding
Source: RefSeq, a predicted model, not a curated record
CCCCGGCCGCCACGCCCCCUCUGUGACGCCCCGUUGCUAGGCUGCCCCCUGCCGGCGCGGACGGCGUCCUGCGCGCAGCGGGAGCGACCGGAGCUGCCGAGCGGCGGCCGGCGCUCGGGGCUCGGCUCUUCUCGCCCCUUCUCCGCCCGGUUUUUCCCCGGGGAGACCGCCCGGGGCUCGGCAGAGCCCGCCGGGCGCCAUCCCCGCGGCGGCAUGCAGCGGCUCUUCUCGUUCUGCCUGGGGAGGGUGCGGCGGCCGCCGCCCUCCGACGGCGAUGCCGGACCCUGCGCCGCCGAGACCUCCGAGGUCCGGGAGAAGCCCCGGGGCGGGCUGCACGGCGCGGCCGCCGGAGGUGACCUGGCCCGGCUGCAGCGGCACUGGUGGAGGAAGAGAUUCCGCAUCAACGGGCGGGACGCGGAGAAGCAGACGCCUCUGCACCUGGCUUGUGCGAACGGCCAGGCAGAUGUCGUCCGAUUCCUAGCAAGAAAGAAAUGCCAGCUAAACCCUCGUGACAGCUUUAAGAAAUCACCGCUGAUGAAGGCAGUAGAGCACCAGCACAAAGACUGCGUGGCUAUUCUGCUGGAGCAUGGUGCCAACCCUAACCUCAGAGAUGCUAGCGGCCACACUGCGCUUCACCUGGCUGCCAUCACUGCUAGCAAACCCCUAGUCGAGCUGUUACUUGAGCACAAUGCCGAUAUUGAAGCUCAGAAUAAGUUGGGAUACACUCCGCUUACUGUUGCGAUCGCCGAGCGCUCUGAAGAGUUGGUGGAGUUCCUUCUUCAAAAAGGAGCUGACGUGCAUGCUCAAGAUAAGAAUAAAAGGACCACUCUUAUGGUUGCUGCUCUUGCUGGGGAUAUGAAUAUAAUAAAAAUUCUUCUGCAGUAUGGUGCUGAUCUUUCUCAGGAAGACCUGUCUGGCUGCACAGUUCUACAUUACGCCAGAGCGUCUCGGCAUGCUGUUAUAGAAAAGCAACUGGAGCAAUACAUGGGCUGUGAAAUGAGGGGAGAAUGUUCUGCAGGAGGCACAGAAGGCCCAGCAGUACUUGACAGCUCUUGCUCUGGGAAGAAUGCUGACUCUCCCUUGGGCACCCCUACACUGACCGGAGCAGGUGCCUUCCCAGCAGCAGGAGCACAAGAAGAGGAAGAUGAUGACUCCUCUUUUGAAUAUGAGUCGGAUUGUGAAGCUCCAGCGAAAGCGUCGGCCGACGAGCUGCCUCCUGCUGCAGAUGGAAAGGGAGCGUGCGCGCAGCCCGUUGCAGAGGAGAGCGGCAACGGUGUCUUCCCAGCAGCAGGAGCACAGGAGCAAGAUGAUGACUCCCCUUUUGAUUCUGAGUCGGAUUGUGAAGCUCCAGCGAAAGCGUCGGCCGACGAGCUGCCUCCUGCUGCAGAUGGAAAGGGAGCGUGCGCGCAGCCCGUUGCAGAGGAGAGCGGCAACGGUGUCUUCCCAGCAGCAGGAGCACAGGAGCAAGAUGAUGACUCCCCUUUUGAUUCUGAGUCGGAUUGUGAAGCUCCAGCGAAAGCGUCGGCCGACGAGCUGCCUCCUGCUGCAGAUGGAAAGGGAGCGUGCGCGCAGCCCGUUGCAGAGGAGAGCGGCAACGGUGUCUUCCCAGCAGCAGGAGCACAGGAGCAAGAUGAUGACUCCCCUUUUGAUUCUGAGUCGGAUUGUGAAGCUCCAGCGAAAGCGUCGGCCGACGAGCUGCCUCCUGCUGCAGAUGGAAAGGGAGCGUGCGCGCAGCCCGUUGCAGAGGAGAGCGGCAACGGUGUCUUCCCAGCAGCAGGAGCACAGGAGCAAGAUGAUGACUCCCCUUUUGAUUCUGAGUCGGAUUGUGAAGCUCCAAUGAAAGUGUCGGCCGGUGUAUGGCUUCCACCUGCAUACAAACUUGGAGCAUGGGCGCAGGCCUUUGCAGAGAAGAGCGGCAACGGUGUCUUCCCAGCAGCAGGAGCACAGGAGCAAGAUGAUGACUCCCCUUUUGAUUCUGAGUCGGAUUGUGAAGCUCCAGCGAAAGCGUCGGCCGACGAGCUGCCUCCUGCUGCAGAUGGAAAGGGAGCGUGCGCGCAGCCCGUUGCAGAGGAGAGCGGCAAACGGUAA